UUGUGUUGUUGUCUUUACAGCACGAUGCCAGUUGAUUACAGAAGAAUUGCAGGACCUGAAGUCACCCAGCGAGUCGUAGUUAGUGGAGAAAAAGCAUUAGAUAAAUCUCUGAUCGGUGGUGAUUGUUUACGAAGAGAUGGCCGGAAAACAGACGAACUUCGACCGAUCUUUUUGCGUUCAGGGGUAGUCAGUCAAGCGAGAGGCUCAGCAUACAUUGAAAUGCAGAACACCAAAGUUACAUGUGCUGUAUAUGGACCAAGAGAGUCACAAAGACAGCAAGAGUUUAGCAAAAAGGGAAAGCUGACUUGUGAGUUUAAGUUUGCACCAUUUUCAUGCUGGCAAAGGCGACAACACGUACAGGAUUCAGAAGAGAAGGAGCUAUCUACAUUUGCUGUCCGAGCUCUUCAGCCAGCAGUUUGCUUGGAUUUUUCGUAUUUAUUUAAUUUAAAUUUAUAACCAAUUUUGUUGUUUUCUGUAUAUACAGCUCUUUCUGCAGGAAUAAUUUGUGCAUCACUGGCAUUGGGAGAGGCUGGAAUAGAAAUGUAUGACCUAGUCUCUUCUUGUUCUUUGGUGCAGAAAGGUGACACAUCACUGGUGGAUCCCACAUUUCAAGAGACUUCAUCAUCAGAUAUUGAUGGGAGGGUUACUGUGGCAUUUCUUCCCACCAUGAAUGUUGUGUCUGGUUUGUCACAAGAUGGUGAAAUGACCCAGGAUCAGUCCACUAAGGCCAUAAAGUGUGGCAUGGAAGGUUGUGCAAGAAUUUUACCAGUUCUUCAAGAAGCCCUUGUUGACACUAUAAAGCGAACUGCAAAUUCCAACUGUAAAAGCUAAUUUGAAAGUGUACUGGAGUAUCUAUGACAAGCUGAAAAUCCUAUCACGAGGGAAUAGUAGUGAACUUUAACAUGAAGGAUCUUUGCUCAAAGAUGAAACAUGUCUUCUGUUGUCAGAGAUCUACUCCUUAAGUUUGCUUUGGGAAGGAAACAGCGCUUACAUCUUUGAUACAAACAAUCCUUUUUUCCAGUACUUUAUCAACAAGCUUGAAGUUGGUCACAUGACUUUUUUUUUAAGUCACAAGAAAUGUUGCGUGACAUACCAAUGAACGCGUGGUUACUGAGUAAAGCACUCUUAAAACAUUCAGAUCCAAUGGCAUCCCAUUAUAAGACAAACACAAUUUCCAUAAGUGAAAGAAAUAACUGUACAGUAACAAGACUGCAUGUAGAUUGCAGGCUCAUUAUAAUUAUGUGUGUCAUGCAAUAAGUUGCAUAACCGCCAACAGGUUGCAAGGUUCUGAUGGGUGCAAAGUAAUUUACAGAAAUUAUUCCUCUAUUAGUUUUUCCUAUGUUGCAAGUGUGCAAAAAAUCAGCCUUGUUUCUUAGGGUAAACAGUUGCUUUUUAUUGUUUUUUCAUGUAUAGUCCAACAAAAGUCUUGCUCUAAGAGACUGUAGAUUUGUCAUUUAUUGAACAAAGGUAUUCAUUGCAGCACAAAGAGAACAAUAUUAAAUGCAGUGUGCAUAACAUAUCAUAAUAGAUAAAUUUGAACUUAAUUGAUAAUCAA
Stylophora pistillata is the source of this 1555-nucleotide messenger RNA. Its product is annotated as exosome complex component MTR3-like. Gene Ontology annotation, cellular component: cytoplasmic exosome (RNase complex); nucleolus; nuclear exosome (RNase complex). NCBI's taxonomy places the organism in Eukaryota, Metazoa, Cnidaria, Anthozoa, Scleractinia, Pocilloporidae. Gene Ontology annotation, molecular function: RNA binding. The record is from RefSeq and is a predicted model, not a curated record. Gene Ontology annotation, biological process: rRNA catabolic process; U4 snRNA 3'-end processing; poly(A)-dependent snoRNA 3'-end processing.